This is a messenger RNA of Oncorhynchus gorbuscha (pink salmon), 1922 nucleotides long. RefSeq names its product macrophage mannose receptor 1-like. The record is from RefSeq and is a predicted model, not a curated record. The coding region runs from base 183 to 980 and encodes 265 amino acids. The transcript is spliced from 6 exons. NCBI's taxonomy places the organism in Eukaryota, Metazoa, Chordata, Actinopteri, Salmoniformes, Salmonidae.
AGAGAGAAAGAGGGAGAGGUAGACAGAGAGACAGAGAGACAGAGAGACAGAAAGAGAAAGAGGGAGAGGUAGACAGAGAGACAGAGAGACAGAGAGACAGAGAGAGAAAGAGGGAGAGGUAGAGCUGACAACGUAUAACACAACAACAAAGACAGCAUCUAGAACAACAGCAAACAUCAGGGAUGGACCAAACCUUGUUCCUCCUCUUUUUCUCAGGGCUGUCCAUCCUCCCCUCAUCCCUCCCUCAUCAGUUCCACUUUGUGAACUUGAAAAAGACCUGGACUGAAGCUCAGAGUUUCUGCAGACAGAACUUCACUGACCUGGCCACCAUAGAUGAUGACAUGGCAGAUAUGAAGAAGCUCAACAACACAGAGGCAGAUAGAUGGAGUGAAUCAGCCUGGAUAGGGCUGUAUCUCAUCAACAUUAUUCCAAUAGAUUCAUCUCAUGGAGUCUGGUCUGACCAGAGUGGCUCCUCCUACAGAAACUGGGAUUCAAACGAGCCGAAUGGGCCAGGUGUGGGAACGAAGGGAGGAGCCUUCUGUGGAGAAGUAAAAUCGUCUGGAAAAUGGAACGAUAAAGGAUGUACUUAUACACAACCCUUUAUUUGCUAUGAUGAUGAACUGGUCCUGGUCUCAGAGAACAAGACGUGGUCAGGAGCCCUGUGGCACUGCAGAGACCAGAACAUGGAGAUGGUGUCUGCCCACAACCAGAACAUCCAGCACUGGGUCCAACAGAAAGCCAAGAAGGCCUCCACUCCCUUCGUCUGGCUGGGCCUGAGGUACACCUGCACCCUGGACUUCUGGUUCUGGGUCAUUGGAGAAGAGUCCUGCUACCACAACUGGGCUGUCGGGGAGGGCUACAACACCAUGAAGGAGCAGUGUGGGAACACGGGGGCCAUACAGAGAGACGGGGGACAGUGGGUCGGCAAGUCUGAGACUGAGAGAUUCAACUUCAUCUGCAGCAACAGUACUGAUUACUAGAACCAGACCCUGAUCUCUGAACCAGUUGAACACUACAGUCCAACACAUUGUUCCAGACCCUGCUCUGUUAACCAGCUGAACCCUACAGUCCAACACAUUGUUCCAGACCCUGCUCUGUAGACCAGCUGAACCCUACAGCCCAGAAUGUUCCAGACCCUGCUCUGUUGACCAGCUGAACCCUACAGUCCAACACAUUGUUCCAGACCCUGCUCUGUUAACCAGCUGAACCCUACAGUCCAACACAUUGUUCCAGACCCUGCUCUGUAGACCAGCUGAACCCUACAGUCCAGAAUGUUCCAGACCCUGCUCUGUUGACCAGCUGAACCCUACAGUCCAACACAUUGUUCCAGACCCUGCUCUGUUAACCAGCUGAACCCUACAGUCCAACACAUUGUUCCAGACCCUGCUCUGUUGACCAGCUAAAACCUACAGUCCAACACAUUGUUCCAGACCCUGCUCUGUUGACCAGCUGAACCCUACAGUCCAACACAUUGUUCCAGACCCUGCUCUGUUGACCAGCUGAACCCUACAGCCAAGAAUGUUCCAGACCCUGCUCUGUUGACCAGCUGAACCCUACAGUCCAACACAUUGUUCCAGACCCUGCUCUGUUGACCAGCUGAACCCUACAGUCCAACACAUUGUUCCAGACCCUGCUCUGUUGACCAGCUGAACCCUACAGCCAAGAAUGUUCCAGACAUUCUCACAUUUACAUGAUAUAAGGUGUUGGAAAAUCAUUGUUAUAAAUAUACAUAUAUAUAUAUAUAUAUAUUAUUUUUUUUUACAGUACAGUGAGCUCCAAAGUAUUGGGACAGUGACAAAUAUCACUCCCCCAAGACAGUCUAACCUCUCACCAUUACAAUAACAGGGUAGGUUAGCAUUUUAUAUCAUACCCCCAAGACAUGCUAACCUCUCACCAUUACAAUAACAGGGUAGGUUAGCAUU